This is a messenger RNA of Diaporthe citri, 2184 nucleotides long. RefSeq lists its product as uncharacterized. The transcript is spliced from 5 exons. Gene Ontology annotation, cellular component: HULC complex; nucleus. Bases 1 to 2184 code for a protein of 727 amino acids. Gene Ontology annotation, molecular function: ubiquitin protein ligase activity. The record is from RefSeq and is a predicted model, not a curated record. Lineage: Eukaryota; Fungi; Ascomycota; Sordariomycetes; Diaporthales; Diaporthaceae.
AUGCCUGUUGCCACUUCUCCCUCGGCCAUUCUCCCUGCGUCUCCCGUCGUCAAGAUGGAAGACAGGAAGAGACCUGCCAACCGCAAUGCCGAUGACCUCGCUCCUCCUAGCAAACGACAUCAGGUCAAUGGCAGCAGCAAGUCUCGUGAUGAAGCCCUUGACAUGAAGGACGAGGCUUGGAUCGAGGCAUUUCAAAAAGAUGCAAUAUAUCGGCAGAUGCUCGAGUACAAGAGAGAGAAAUCACAACUAGAGGCCCGUCUCGAGGAGCUUGGGAAGCAGUACGAACACUAUGAUAUCCAUCUCAGGACCAUCGAUGCAUGGUGGCUGCAGCUAUUGCAAGAGGUUGAGCUGGUCGCCGAAGGCAUGUUCACCGACAAAUUCGAAACCCACGAUUUGUCCCCAUCGAUCGGACUUGGCUCCCAAGAUGUUCAGCUUUUCCAGAGACACCUGGCCGAGAACGGCAAGGCAAUCAAGUCAAUCCUAGAAACCCUCUUCAACCGGCUGGCCACCCAGCGGGGUGAUGUUAAGCCCGAGAUUGCUGAAAUGGAGUCCAAGAUCAAAUCUCUUUUGGCUGAGCAAAAGGAGUACAAGGUGCAGUUAGAAAGCCUCGCCCAUAAGAAGGAGGAGCUCUCUGCAAAUCUGGAUGCGGCCAUGCUACGCGUUGUCAAAGCCGAGAAGAAGUUAGAUCGCGCCAAAAGCGCACAAGUUCAGAAGCUUGAGCAACAAGCCCUUGCUUCUUCCACAAGCCGGGCCGUACCCGCCACGGCAGAAAAUGGCGACGACACAGGCGACAGCAACGGUCAUGACGAGAAUCUGCACAUCAAAUACCAAGAGGCUGUUGUUACGAUGGCCAAGCAAAAAGAGCAGUUGGAGUCGGCAAUCUCCGAGAUCAAGGCGCUCAAGGAUGAGAACUCAACAUUGAAAAUCAAGCGUGAAAGCGUUACGGAUGAAGAGUUCGUGCGAACGGACGUCUUCAAAGUUUUCAAAUCUCAGAACGAGGAUCUCAUCAAACGAGUCAACGAUCUGGAGGCCACCAACAAGCAGCUGCGUCACGAAGCUGAGAAGUUACAGGCCGAAAGGACAUCCUUUCGCAGUCAGCUAGAACGCGAGGCGCAGAACGUUACGGCAGAUCUUGAAGAGCAAAUUCAAACCAGGGAAACGGAUCUUACUCGUGUUAGGUCGCAGAGAGACGAACUCCUUGCCGACAAGGGCAUCCGCCAGGCCCAGCAGGAGCAGGAACGAACAUCUUUGGAGAAUUUCAAGGAGUUGGUAGGCGCCAAAGAGGACCGUAUUGCUGCGCUGGAAAUGGAGCUUGAACGCCUUCGCCCAAGCUCGGAUGCGCCCGCUUCCGAGCCUCGCCCCGACCUCGAAUCGAUCACUGUGGAGGAGUUGCGGGAGAAGUUCCUGAAGUUGGAGAAGGACUUCCAGUCGAUCAACCAGGAAUUGCCAUCUAUGGAGAAGGCAUACAAGCGUUCCAUGGGUAUUUCUAAAAAGAAGGUCAUGGAUCAGCACUUGACGGAGGAGCGGAUGGCGGUUCUCAUACAGGAGAAGAGCAAGGCCGAUCAGAAGUAUUUUGCCGCCCGGAAAGAUGCGGACAUACGCAACAACGAGAUAAGAACCCUUCGGCAGCAAAACGGCAAGAGCUCCGAGAUCAUCGCGGCGCUCAAGGAACAUGAUACACAGGCGCGCACACUGAUCAGCAAUCUGGAGAAGCAACUCACGGAUCUGAAGCAGUCGAAUGUGGCCGUUCUUGAGGAGAGUCGAGGUCUCAAGGUUUCAAGCGCCGAAGCUAUCCGACGGGCCGACAGCGUCAAGUCACAAAUCACCGAGCUGCAGAAUUUGGUCAAGUCAAAGGACGUAGUGGCUGUCGCAGAGAAGGAAAAGGCGAACAACCACGAGACGGAGUCCGAAAGGCUCAAGGUGCGGCUUGAGCAUGCCGAAAAGGACGUGGAGACGUGGAAGAAGAAAGCUUUCGGCAAGUCUUCAAGCGAGCUGAAUGAUUUGAGACAAAUCGCUCUCUGUUCCAUUUGCCAGCUGAACCCGAAGAACUCCAUGCUCAGGACCUGCAACCACAUCUUUUGCAAAGAAUGCGCGGAGGCACGUCUCACCAACCGGCUGAGAAAAUGCCCCAACUGCAGCAAGCCAUAUGAUAGGCCUGAUAUCAUGCCCAUCUAUCUGACUUGA